This is a messenger RNA of Lolium rigidum, 1014 nucleotides long. Its product is annotated as putative lipid phosphate phosphatase 3, chloroplastic. Bases 103 to 1014 code for a protein of 303 amino acids. The transcript has 8 exons. Gene Ontology annotation, molecular function: phosphatidate phosphatase activity. The record is from RefSeq and is a predicted model, not a curated record. Lineage: Eukaryota; Viridiplantae; Streptophyta; Magnoliopsida; Poales; Poaceae. Gene Ontology annotation, biological process: phospholipid metabolic process.
CACCUUCCGCCCUUUCCCCAACCUCUCCUCGCCGGUGAACCAGUGUGGAUUGCUCCGUCGCCACCCUCCCCUAUCCUCUCCAGGGUUUCCCAGCCGGAUAGGAUGCAGGAGGUUCAGCACACGGUUCAGACGCACGGGACUAGACUGGCCAGAAAGCACACAUAUGACUGGGUCGUUCUCGUUCUCCUAGCCGCGGUUGUGCUCGUGUUGCACUACACUCCUUCAUUUACCCGGUUUGUCGGCAAGGAUAUGAUGGCGGACAUUAGUUACCCAGUGAAACAGAGUACUGUGCCAGCAUGGAGUGUUCCUAUAAUCUCUAUAGUCUGUCCUGUGGCUGUCUUCAUAUCACUGUACAUUGCUAGAAGAGAUGUCUAUGAUCUUCACCAUGCGACCCUAGGUGUUGCUUUUGCUGUGCUGAUCACCGCUGCUUUCACUGAUGUGAUAAAGAAUGCAGUAGGGAGACCUAGGCCCGACUUCUUUUGGCGGUGUUUUCCUGAUGGAAGGCAGCUAUAUGAUCAAGUGACAGGUGCUGUGAUUUGCCAUGGUGAGAAAAGUUUCUUAACCGAUGGGCGCAGGAGUUUUCCUAGUGGGCACACGUCAUGGUCUUUUGCUGGACUUGGAUUUUUGUCACUGUACUUAUCUGGCAAAAUUAAGGCGUUUGAUAGCAAAGGCCACGUGGCAAAACUUUGCAUCGUGAUUCUUCCUCUUCUUCUCGCUUCUCUUGUUGGAAUCUCUAGAGUAGACAACUACCGACACCACUGGGAGGAUGUGUUUGUUGGCGGCCUGAUUGGGUAUAUCAUGGCAGUGCUGUGCUAUUUGCACUUCUUUCCUCCUCCGUAUCACCAUCAAGGUUGGGCCCCAUAUGCAUACUUCCACAUGCUGGAGGAGCUUGAUGCUGGCAAUUCAAACAAUGCGCAGAACCAACAGUCUGCAGGUGAGCAUCAUCAUAUCGGAUUAGCCGGCCAGCACCAUAACGGGAGAUCGAGAAAUGAUUUGGAAUCUGGAAGCGUGUAA